Aspergillus niger is the source of this 789-nucleotide messenger RNA. RefSeq lists its product as uncharacterized. NCBI's taxonomy places the organism in Eukaryota, Fungi, Ascomycota, Eurotiomycetes, Eurotiales, Aspergillaceae. The record is from RefSeq and is a predicted model, not a curated record. Bases 1 to 789 code for a protein of 262 amino acids. The transcript is spliced from 2 exons.
AUGGAUCUCCAAGGACAGCCCAUUCCCCCUGGCCAGAGAAGCACCAAGGUCACUUCCGACCCCGAACGCAGAAACAACCCCAUCCAGGAGCCUUCUGGCCCCAUUACCAACGACUCCCUGGCCGCCGAGUCAGCCACUCAGGGCGGCGCUUUCUCUCAGAACCGCGGAGCCCAGCCCAUGGGCGUUUCCGCAGGUCAAUCGACCGUCCGUACCACCGACACCAGUGCUGCCACUAAGCUCGACUCCAACGCCGACACCCAGGAUAGGUAUCCCGAGGGUCUAGGCGGACAGGGCAACUACCCUGGCGCUCACGUUUCCGAGUCCGGCUAUGUUGGUGGUCCCACUGCUGCUCAGAAGGAACUUGGUAUCGGUCAGGGCCAGUACCCUGCUUCCCAGAAGCUGUCUCAGCAGCAACAGUCAUCUGGAGGAGGAAGAAGCGGUGGUGCUAGCUACUCCCAGCAACAGCAGCCCGCUCCCGCUAGUGGCAGCGGCUACCGCAGCCAGCACAAUGCUGGAGCGGCGCCAUCCUACGUUCAUGAUGUGACUGGUCGCUUGGGUGAUAGCAAGCCCAAGGGUGCCAACUUGAAGGAGGGAGAUAUCCCUGAUGAUGCGCCGAACGCUAGCUACACUACUGAUAUUGGUAGUGAGAAUGACCCUGGUCGGUUGGCGCAGGGUGGCUUCCAGCGUAAGACUGCAGAGAGUGGUCCUGCCGGUACCAAUGCUGGUAGACAGAAGGGUGUGGAUAACCAGCACCCGUACCAGGUUUUGCAGUCUGACCAGAGGGCUUGA